Messenger RNA from Anopheles marshallii, 693 nucleotides. RefSeq names its product outer dense fiber protein 3-like. The record is from RefSeq and is a predicted model, not a curated record. The coding region runs from base 1 to 693 and encodes 230 amino acids. Lineage: Eukaryota; Metazoa; Arthropoda; Insecta; Diptera; Culicidae. The transcript is spliced from 2 exons.
AUGAAUAAAAAGAACCAAGGCCCAGGUCCUGCGGCGUACGCCCUACCAACGGAAGUCGGCUACAAUCAGCAUGAUCCACGAAAGGAGCGCAAACCGAUGUACACGAUGCGGCCGACAUUUAAAAAAUGCUACGAAACAACCGGUCCCGGGCCCGCUACUUACGAUCUCAAGAAGCAAACACGCAUCGGUGGACCACGAGAACCAAAGUAUUCGCUGGGUUCUUGGUUGAAGCCACUGAAAGGGGAUCUUACACCCGGACCGGGGGCACACAAUAACCAUCUCGUACCGACAAUGAAAUCCAACCGGCCCCCUCUGUACAGUUUUGGAAAGCUUUUGAAGGUGUCGAAUAACGAAACUAUACCGGCACCGAACCGAUACGAUGGUUUGAUCCACAUGACCCGUUUGAAGGCACCGUGCUAUUCGAUGGGGUUAAAAACAAAGGAGAUUCAAGGAUUUGAUGGACCGGGUCCGGAUAGGUACGGCCCUACACCACGCGAUGUCACCCAUAGGCGUGCUCCCAGCUACGGAAUGCGGGAAGGUCACAAGGAUCUCAAGAAUCAAUCACUACAUCCUGCCCCGAAUCGUUACGCUCUGAUGAAUCUACGCGUCGGUUCAACGGCUCCAAGUUACAGCUUUGGUGUAAGGCACCCCGAUUGGAAGGAUCCAAUGAUUAUUCCUGGUGAUAAUUGUUAG